Messenger RNA from Cicer arietinum (chickpea), 1509 nucleotides. RefSeq names its product myb-related protein 2-like. Gene Ontology annotation, molecular function: DNA binding; DNA-binding transcription factor activity. Lineage: Eukaryota; Viridiplantae; Streptophyta; Magnoliopsida; Fabales; Fabaceae. The record is from RefSeq and is a predicted model, not a curated record.
UUUCUUUAUAAGGUCAUAUGUUGAAUACAACUACUAAGCUUGUGAAGAAUUUUAGAAAUUUACAAAGUUUGAGUUGAAACCCUCAAGGAAUGCUCUUGAAGAGUUUAGAACAAUCCAAUUUCACUCAUCAACAAAGAAUAUGUACUACAAUCAUCACCAACAAGCAAGGAACAUGCAUGCUUUAAGGAUGCAAAUUCAAGGAGGAGGAAAUGGAAGUGGAGAUUCAGGACUUGUUCUUUCAACUGAUGCUAAGCCUAGACUCAAAUGGACAACUGAUCUUCAUGAACGUUUCAUUGAAGCAGUCAAUCAACUUGGAGGAGCAGAUAAAGCAACACCAAAAACAGUAUUGAAACUUAUGGGGAUUCCUGGACUUACAUUAUACCAUUUAAAGAGUCACCUACAGAAGUACAGGAUCAGUAAAACUAUGAAUGGACAAACUAAUACUGGCAGCAGUAAAAUUGCAUUAACCACAGAAGUUUCAAGCAGAAUGUCAGAAGCAAGUGGAAUUCAUAUGAAACAUUUAAGCAUAGGACUCCAAACAAACAAAAAUUCAGAAAUAAAUGAGGCAUUCAAUAUGCAAAUGGAAGUGCAAAGAAGACUACAUGAGCAACUUGAGGUACAAAAACACUUACAACUAAGGAUAGAGGCUCAAGGGAAGUAUCUACAAUCAGUACUUGAAAAAGCUAAGGAAACACUAGGAACACAAAAUUUAGGUACUAUGGGACUUGAUGAUGCAAAGGUUCAACUAUCUAAAUUUACAUCAAGAGUAUCCAAUGAAAACCUUGAUUCUAAAUUUUUAGGAUUAAAAGAAUUGCAUGUACAUUGGCCUCAACAAACACGAGAGGAUGAAACCAUUGAUUAUUCAAUGGGAAGUUUCUUAACCAAUAGUGAGGACUCUCAAAGAGACCAAGAAAUGCAUAACAAGGGAAUGAAAUUGGGAGUUUCAAAAGAGUGUGUGGAUGAACCUAUGCCUUUAAAGAAUGAUUUUACAUUGUGUGAAAAAGAGAAGGAGAAUGUGAUGUUUGUUUCCUCAUCAAAUCAUAGAGUACUAAAGGAUGGAUUGACCACUAGCCUCUUAUUAAUGAAUGUAGGAGGUGUUCAUGAAAAAGAAAAUAUGUGGAAGAGAACUAUUUCGAAGGAAGAUUUAAAGGGUGAAGAAUGGAAAAGAAUAAACAAUAUUGAAACUAAUGGAGUGCAACUUAAACUUAAUAGUGACAAAAUAUCUCAAGAUUAUAGACUUGCUAAUUUUGAAGUGAAAUUAGACUUGAAUUCCAAUGAUGCUUCUUCUCAAUGCCAAAAAUUUGACUUGAAUGGUUUUAGCUGGAAUUGCUAGGAAUUUCAUUGAGUAAAAAUUGGACAUGAAAACUUUGAAGGAAUCAUGUUAUUUCCUCCUUCAUGAGUUUCAUAAUUUUAGGAGUAACUAGCAUUUUGUUUUUGGCACAUGUAAUUUAUAACACAUUUGAUUAUAAUAACUGAGUUGAAAAGAAUAAAUUGCUCUCCAUUGUAGAA